This is a messenger RNA of Aspergillus wentii DTO 134E9, 529 nucleotides long. Its product is annotated as HMG-box domain-containing protein. Bases 65 to 316 code for a protein of 83 amino acids. NCBI's taxonomy places the organism in Eukaryota, Fungi, Ascomycota, Eurotiomycetes, Eurotiales, Aspergillaceae. The transcript is spliced from 3 exons. The record is from RefSeq and is a predicted model, not a curated record.
CCAUUCGAAAGUAGAAUAUCGCUUGUCAUUAACAGAAUAAAAAGAAAAUAAAAGAAAAGACAGAAUGAGCCAAUUUCGAAGAGGCAGCACUGCAAGAGAAGUCGGUCGAAGAAGAGCAUCAAGUCUGCCAGUCGAUGGAUUCCAUCUAUUUCUUCAAGAUGAAUGGGACUCGACCAAGGAACUUUGUUUGGAUAGUUCCUGGAACAACAUUUACAUGACCAUCGCCGCCAUGUGGUCGACGACAGCUGAAGAGAUCAAGAAUAGAUACAGACAAAAGGCAGCUCAAUCGAACCAAUCAGCUUUGGGGGAUGACUAGACAUGUCAACCAUGGAAAUGAGAUGUUCCUAGCUGUGAAAUCGAAGGUUUGGUUCCCCGGGAUGGUUUCCUUGGUCGCGUCUAGAAUCGAUCGUGAUAUAAUAAUGUCGAUGGUCAUUUUCAUGCGAACAGUCCAGAUCUGAUAUGAGUAGUAGCAGUAAGCUAUUCAAUACCCAAAAUACUUUGAAUGACCCCUAGGAGUUCGAAUGUGGAA